Dendrobium catenatum is the source of this 2072-nucleotide messenger RNA. RefSeq names its product ferredoxin--nitrite reductase, chloroplastic. The record is from RefSeq and is a predicted model, not a curated record. NCBI's taxonomy places the organism in Eukaryota, Viridiplantae, Streptophyta, Magnoliopsida, Asparagales, Orchidaceae. Bases 44 to 1849 code for a protein of 601 amino acids. The transcript has 4 exons. Gene Ontology annotation, molecular function: iron-sulfur cluster binding; oxidoreductase activity; heme binding.
GGCCAGUUUUUCCUCCGCCACUAAUUAAAUUUACUCUUCCAAUAUGACAUCAUACUCAACUUCCCUCCAACACUUCCGCGUUCCUCAGAGGCUAAGGCUCCGCUGUCGGCGGCGGCCGUCAAGAGACGCCGUCGGCGAGCUGGCGGCGAAUUCGACGUCGCAGGAGGCGGAGGCAGGGAGGCUGGAGGCGAGAGUGGAGGAGAGGGAAGGAGGUUACUGGGUGCUGAAGGAGAAGUUUCGGGCGGGGAUAAAUCUGCAAGAGAAAGUGAAGCUGGAGAAGGAUCCAAUGAGCCUUGUUUACGAGGACGACGGAAUUCGGAAGUUGGCAGCGACGCCACUGGAGGAGAUUGAGGCGUCCAAGUCCGGUAAGGAUGACAUCGACGUCCGUCUCAAGUGGCUUGGCCUCUUCCAUCGUCGGAAGCAUCAAUAUGGACGGUUUAUGAUGCGGUUGAAGCUACCAAACGGUGUAACGACAAGCGAGCAGACACGGUACUUGGCUAGCGUAAUACAGUCCUACGGGGAGGAUGGCUGCGCCGACAUCACCACCCGCCAAAACUGGCAGAUCCGAGGUGUUCAGCUCGCCGACGUCCCCUCUAUCCUCGACGGCCUCACUGCUGUCGGCCUUACAAGCCUCCAGAGCGGAAUGGACAAUGUCCGCAACCCCGUCGGGAAUCCCCUCGCCGGCAUCGACCCGCUCGAGAUUGUCGACACUCGCCCCUACGCUUCCCUUCUCUCCUCCUUCGUCACCGCUAAUUCUAAGGGCAAUCUUUCCCUCACCAAUCUGCCAAGGAAAUGGAAUGUCUGUGUGGUGGGAUCUCACGAUCUCUACGAGCAUCCUCACAUUAAUGACCUCGCGUACAUUCCAGCGGAGAAUUACGGACGCUUCGGCUUCAAUCUUCUCGUUGGCGGCUUCUUCAGCCCCAAACGCUGCGCUGAGGCUGUGCCGCUCGACGCCUGGAUCCCCGCCGACGAUGUGAUUCCCCUCUGCAAGGCCGUGCUCGAAGCCUAUCGCGAUCUCGGAUCCCGCGGUAACCGGCAGAAGACCCGAAUGAUGUGGCUCAUUAACGAACUCGGAAUAGAGGCGUUUCGCACGGAGGUCGAGAAGAGAAUGCCAACGGGGAGUUUGGAGAGAGCGUCGCCGGGGGAUCUGGUGAUGAAGCAAUGGGAACGAAGGGAUUACCUCGGAGUGCACCCGCAGAAGCAGUUGGGGUUCUCGUUCGUCGGCCUCCACGUGCCUGUAGGCCGCGUCCAGGCGGUGGACAUGUUCGAGCUGGCAAGAAUCGCGGAUGCGUACGGCUCCGGCGAGCUCCGGCUUACCGUAGAGCAAAACAUCCUCAUCCCCAACGUUGAAAAUUCGAGGUUGAGCGCGCUGCUCGAGGAACCGCUGCUUAAGAAGCGGUUCUCACCGGGGCCGUCAAUUCUGAUGAAGGGGCUAGUGGCGUGCACCGGGAGUCAAUUCUGCGGGCAGGCGAUCAUUGAGACUAAGGCGAGGGCGCUGCGGAUGACGGAGGAGGUAGAAAAGCUGGUGGCGGUUGCGCAGCCGGUGAGGAUGCACUGGACUGGCUGCCCUAACAGCUGCGGCCAGGUUCAGGUGGCCGACAUAGGUUUUAUGGGCUGCUUAACGCGCAAUGCCGAUGGGAAGGUUUGUGAAGGGGUGGAUGUUUAUUUAGGAGGCAGAAUCGGUAGCGAUUCGCAUCUCGGGGAGCUCUACAAGAAGGGGGUUCCCUGCGACGAACUUGUGCCCGUUGUAGUGGAGAUUCUGGUGGAGAAAUUCGGGGCCGUGCCUAAGGUCAGGGAAGAAGACCAUGAAGCUAUUCCAUGCGAUGCAAAAUACCUGUACAAAAUAUAGCCCAUUAAGUGAAUGGACCGAAGGCCCAUAUUGCAAGGCUGUCAGCCAAUUUGAUUUCAGGUCCUGGUAAGAUUAACAAUCGUUCAAUUUUUAAUCAGUUUUGCUUGGUGUUAUAUUCUAGAAAAUUUGCAGCUAAAGUGAGAGUAUUUAAAUAGAAUUCUUCUUAUUAAGGUAAUUAAUUUUAUUAUAAACGUGUAAGAUUCGAAAUCUUUUAGUCUUUUAA